This is a messenger RNA of Liolophura sinensis, 1362 nucleotides long. RefSeq names its product fibrinogen C domain-containing protein 1-like. The record is from RefSeq and is a predicted model, not a curated record. Lineage: Eukaryota; Metazoa; Mollusca; Polyplacophora; Chitonida; Chitonidae. The coding region runs from base 122 to 961 and encodes 279 amino acids. The transcript has 5 exons.
AGCCAGUAAUUUACAGAGUUAAUAUGCAGCCGGGUGUUAGCCGGGUAUAUAAACGACGUCAUUUAUACGCAAGAAGAGUAAGCUGUACAACCAGUUCACCACUAGCUUCUAACAGUAAAAGAUGGGGAUUUCUUACCGUGUACUACUGGCUCUGUUAGCAGUGGUAGUCAGCUACCCAAAGACAGGCGCAGCUAACUCUUAUGGACAAUUUUUAAACCAGUUCGAGGUACUACCUUUAAGCAGUGACAGUUUGAAGGACACGUGCUCCACUUCAGAGCCCCACAUGUUUGAUGGUUGUAUCUAUCCAUCAGACUGUGCAGAUGUUCACAAAUGUAACCACAACAAGAGCGGAGUUUACCGAGUGUUUCCGUUUGGAGUCGGAUCAGGCUUCCUGGUGUAUUGCGAUAUGGUAACCAAUGGAGGUGGCUGGCUGGUGUUUCAGAGACGAAAGGACGGAUCCGGGGACUUCACACGAAUAUGGCAGGGAUAUAAGGAUGGUUUCGGAAAUCUUUACCUGGAGUUUUGGUUGGGACUAGAGAAAUUACAUUUGUUGACAUCACAGCGUCACUAUGAGUUGAUGAUCAACAUUGCAAACUAUAGCGGGAACAGCUUCCAUGCUACUUACAGCAGAUUUUGCAUAUCGGGAGAGAGGCAAAAAUUCCGGCUGAUGUUGGGAAGCUAUUCGGGGACAGCAGAAGAUUCAAUGACCUACCACAAUGGAUACCAGUUUAGCACUCCGGAUAGUGACAACGACGCAUUGCCCACUGGACACUGCGCCGAGGAAUAUAAAGCUGGCUGGUGGUAUAGCGGUUGUCAUCGUAGUAACCUGAACGGAGAAUACGUUUAUGUUGGCGGGAAACCAAGGAAAAAAUACUCCGGUAUAGCAGGGGUCUAUUGGUUAGAAAAUUACGGACAUUUACAGUAUGCGGAGAUGAAGAUCCGACCUGUGGGGAAGUCGUAAACAUAUUCUAGACGGAUCAGCUCAGCUCAAGGGUUCAUGAAAAAUAAUUCCGAAACAAAGACUAUGGUUUGCAGGGAAAUGAUAAAAGCUACAUCGAAGCUGAAAAAAAGAUUUGGAAAAAUUGUAUUUGAGGCAUAUUUUGUCUCCUGAUAAACCAUAUGUCUUAUACGUAUUUUCAGUCAGUGUUCAAAAAUUUUGACAUCUUUGAUGGACAUACUCGGAACGUGGGAGCAGCUUUGUUCCUCCGACCCCCUCCCCCUCCCACAUCAAGAUAGCUUUGUCAGAUACCACCGGUAACUUCACCAUAGCAGACCUCUUCAUUUCCGGACUGUCUGCUGGGACCGUUGGAAAAAAUAUUUUCUAUUCCAUUUUCACCUUCCAGGCAGAAAACUGAGAAAGUU